GACCUGUAGUCUGCCUUGCGUUCGGUACCCUGCACGGCGCAUAGGUAUGGGCCAAUCAGCAAUCCCUUCAUUUGAAAUGUUGUUUCACUGUAGCGUCUCAGGCGCCUGCCGUGGACACAACUUGCGCCGCAAAUUGUCUGCCUGACUGGCCGUCACAGCGGGGUGGACUUCGAACAUCUACAUCAAGGGCACAUCGCCCGCUUCUUUCUUGCUCCAAGGUCGAAACAUUCCCAUCACGAUGAGGUCUUAUUUUAUCUUGAUCGCCAUUUGGCUUGGUGUCGGACUCGCUACCGAAUUCGCUGCCGAGGAUAAAGAUCCCGGUAUUGGCAUCGCCCUCUUUGACGGUUACGCCACCGUGAGCGCUUUCACAGAGAACGACACAUACAUCGACAUUGCCAAGAUCGAAGGUGGGGAGACGUACAAAGCGUACAUGCUGGGCAAAUCACAGCAGCAAGAUCUCAUCCAAUACCCGUAUUGUCCUUUAUCGAAGCAACUCUGCCAACGAUUCUGGCCUUUUACCACGAUCACGAAUCCCCUCGCUCCAAUUCUCCAUGUCCUCGUGGCUGCUGCUGGGUCACUCCUUGAGCGGACCGUCGAGUCGGCAGUGGUAUCGUUUGAUGCGAUUCCCUACGACCGCUGGGACCGGGCUAAGGAAGAUAUCCGAUCGGCCAUGGACAGCAUUCAUGUGCACACCUGGGAGCCUCCCUACCGCAUAUUCCCGGAGCUUAAUUGGGCACUCGGGAUGGGAGGACGCUGCUCUGCUUACCUUACGCCCGAAGAACCGGGAUACGUUGAGGACCCGCCCAAGUUCAUGUUAGGCGUCGAAUACACGCGGCGGUCUCUCGUGUCAUCGCUUUGGGAAGAGGAAUGUGGAUUGGUGUGGCCGAUAUCUGAACCUGGUAUCUACUCGCGUGGACUUGGCUUCGACGCCCGGGAAGCAUGCCUGAAUGAAAGUCCCAGCAACAACUCCGACGUCCAAGCCCAUUGCGACGAUCUCUUAAAGUCCGAGCUUCGCGAAUUGCUGCGUAACAGCAGCUACGUAACCAAAUACAAGAAGAUUUCUGCCGUCGACGCAGUGCUCGUCACAGGCGAGCGAGCGGACGACGAGGGCAUUAAAACUUUGCUCAGCCAGGUCCUGGACGAGCUCUUCACCGACGGCGGAAGCCUGGACCUCUCCUUGGCGCGCAAGUUUUCGCCUGAUCCGACAUUUGCGGGUUCUCGAGCGGCGGCGUUCGCAGAACGGGCCGAGAAAAUAAUGAAACGCCGAAGAGCGAAUGGAGAUCCAAGAGAUCUCUAGCUGUGGUAGAAUGAGUCUUCACAAUGGAUGGAUGCUUGCGAAGAGAGAGAGAGAGAGAGAGGAAGAGAGGAGAGAGAGCUGCUGUGCUUCUCGUCUUGGCUGUUCACAUUUAGCUGUAGUCAUUCGUUCUCUGUUCAAAGUACUGCGAACCUGUUCGCCAAUCGGGCGAUGUUUGUGCUACGACGUGUCUCAUGACCAGAAAUUAUCAGGUAAGUUACACGAUCUCCUGUAAAACCUCGGGGUUCUGCAGCACGCCAGCGAUCACCUCAAACCACUGCACAA
Messenger RNA from Dissoconium aciculare CBS 342.82, 1579 nucleotides. RefSeq lists its product as uncharacterized. The coding region runs from base 239 to 1297 and encodes 352 amino acids. The transcript is spliced from 2 exons. Lineage: Eukaryota; Fungi; Ascomycota; Dothideomycetes; Mycosphaerellales; Dissoconiaceae. The record is from RefSeq and is a predicted model, not a curated record.